Molecule: messenger RNA, 2034 nt
Organism: Botrytis sinoallii
Lineage: Eukaryota; Fungi; Ascomycota; Leotiomycetes; Helotiales; Sclerotiniaceae
Exons: 5
Coding region: 1-2034 (677 amino acids)
Source: RefSeq, a predicted model, not a curated record
AUGCCAGAUUAUCCAGGUCUCGGCCUUCCCCUGCGCCAUGAUCCACAAAGCCUUUCCGACGACACAAGUCAUUAUCCAAUUGGUGCCCAUCACGGCUGUUGGGGUGCGACGUCCAAAUUAAUUUAUGUCCGAGAGCUGGCCAUGAUGAGCGUCAUGGAUCGUCUCACGGAUAAGGAAGAUUGGCACAAGAAAGUCUUCAACGAGGAAAUCGUGUCCAAGUGGCGUGCAGAAGCUCUAGCUAUUCCAGACGAACAAUUUUGGAUAAUGGCAAUUCGUGAUAAGCAACAAAAUCGGAGCUACGACGACACUAUUCACUCGAAUCAUGAUAGACUUGACAGACAGCUAGAGGGAACCAUGAACACCAGUACUUUUGAUUGUUGUAUCGAAGAACUUCGAAGCAAGGCCAAGUAUUAUGAGAAAACCAGUGUCAUUCCAACUCUUGACGCCUGCGCGUCUGUUGCCAAAUCGGAUCGUUUGGUCUCUGCUGAGCUCCAUAGAUCUCUGCGCGACGCGUUUGAUACGCUCAAGAGGGAUCAAUCCUCAUCACUCGACUGGCAUCCAAACUCGAGUGAAAUGGUUCAAGACCUUGUACAUCCUUCAAUGUACCCUUUAGUCUACGGUCGUAGCCGAGUCAUGAAAGAUGAAGUCGUUGGAGUCAGUGAUGCCGUUGAAAAAUGGGCAGGAAAAGGUGAAAUCAUCCCAUUGGGAGGGGCAAGCGCCACGACUAAGGGAUAUCAAAGUUGGGGCGCAGGACUAAACCAUUAUUGGUCAGACAAGUAUCAAUGGUUGCCCGCAAAUAUAGCUUUCCAAGAAGAUGGAACAGUCAAAUUUACCAGUUACAUCAACAACAUUCAUCCAACCAAGUACCCUGAGAUUUACAGGACAAUUGAAAAGUUGGUCGAGACUACUCUUCCCUUAUGGAAUCAAUGUCUUGCUCUUAAUACAAACUAUGAUAAAAAUCAUGGUGCGGGAAGAAUAGAGCCUCGAUUCCCGUACCCUGAUGACCGGGACGACGAAAAUCCGGAGCUAUGGAAUCCUCCGCGCGCUGAGCAAGUAGUUGGCGAAAAGAAAUCCGAUUUCGGCAGUGGCAAUGAAGAUGAAAUAGAUAUCGAAGGCAUUGACAAUGAAAUAGAAGAGGAAGAAGCUGAAGAAAAAUGGAGGGAAAUACGCAAACCCGUCAUUCCAGAGCCUUUUUUCGAAGAUGUUGACUAUUCAAUCAAGCUUCGCAUUGAACAUCAAUUUCAAGAGUCCGGUCUCCAAAUCAUCAUUAAGAUGGCAUCUAUUGAACUUACUCCGGAAAAGCCUGAAUUUCCGGCGGGGAGUUGGCAUAUCGAGGGACAAAUGAAUGAGCACAUUGCCGGUACUGCGCUCUACUAUCUUGAUAGUGAGAAUAUCACUUCGAAUGAUCUCUCAUUCCGUAUGCAGACACCAGAGCAAAUUGACGAUGAACUCGGAACUGGACAAGAUGCCUACUCUUGGCUAGAGCAGGUCUUUGGAACAAAUCUGGGGCAGGGUGAUUCCCCGUGUCUUCAAAAUUAUGGUAGUGUCGAAACACGUCAGGGAAGAUUACUUGCUUUUCCUAACGUCUUUCAACACAAAGUUUCUUCUUUUCGCUUAGAAGAUCCGACCAAACCAGGCCAUCGACGAUUCAUCGCCCUAUGGCUCGUAGACCCAACCUUGCGUGUUAUUUCCACCGCCAAUGUUCCACCGCAACGAUUGGAUUGGUGGGUCGACUCUGUAUUUAGAAAUAGCCCCGAGGCUCGUAAAGCAGCUUUGUCGAAGCUUCCUGCGGAGUUAGUAAUGCUCUUGAAUGAGAAUGGCUUGAAUGCGGAUACUUCGGCAAAAGAUAUGAAACUCUCCCCGGAGUUGAUGGAAAUGGUGCGAGAGCACUUUAAUACCGGUGGUAAUCCAUUACUUAUGGGGAUUGAAGAGACUAAAGAGCAUAGACUCAAACUGAUGGAAGAACGUGGCGCUUUUGUGAGAACGGCUGGACAGGAAUGGCAUAAUUCAGGUUAUAAUUUCUGUGAGCAUUGA